AUGGCCAAUAUACGUCCGCUUCUAACAAACUUCAUCUCCCUCCUCUUCAUCGUACUCCACCUCGGUUGCUUCACCAUCUACCCCACCACCCGCCACCACCACCACCGCCACCGCCCCAAACCACCCAGAAAAGCAUCUGCUCCUGUCCCUCUGCUCCGCGUCACUUCCACCAAACUCAAACGCCAUGGAUGCCUCUCUUCCUUUUGGUCAUUCAUAAAACGAAUCUUCUCAACCAAAUCCACAUCGCAAGUUACAGACAAGAAGAACUCGAUUCAUGUUCAUCAAAUACCUUCUCCAGCAUCUUCAACCCGUUCAAUUUCAUUCAUUCCACCAGACGCCCAAUCCACAACCCGACCAGGUUCGCUCACGGAAUCCGAUUACCUCCCCAUACGCAAUGAAAUCCAUCCCUGCCUGAACUGCGGUGAGGUUUUCCAAAAACCCGGAUUGCUUGAACAACACCAAUCCAUCAAGCACGCUGUUUGCGAGCUUUUGGAUGACGAUCCCGGAAAGAACAUUGUCCAGAUCAUAUUCACAACCGGUUGGCCUGGGAAAACACCGAUUAUCUCCCGGAUCAUGAAGAUCCACAACACCCCCAAGAUACUUGCCCAGUUUGAAGAAUACAGGGAGAUCGUGAAGUCAAAGGCGGCGCGACCCGGUGAUUCCCGGCGGAGGGACGAACGAUGUAUCGCCGACGGCAACGAAUUGCUACGUUUUCACUGCACAACUUUCCUGUGUGACCUGGGGCAAAACGGUAAUUCUAGCAUCUGUGUUAAUCAGUAUUGUAAUGUGUGUGAGAUAAUCGGAUCCGGGUUUUCACCCAAAAUGGAUGGUAUAUCCACUUUAUCGAAUAGCUGGAGAGGACACGUGGCAAUUCCUGAUGACAUCGAGGACGAGUUCGGAUUCAUGAACGUGAAACGGGCAAUGAUUGUCUGUCGUGUUAUAGCGGGUCGGAUCGGUUGCGACACAGGUUCGGGUGACAAAGAUGACCCGGGUUAUGAUUCUUUGGUGGGGAGGGAAUCUGGUGCGAGGCAGAGCAGGUUAGAAGAAGAAGACGAGCUAAUCGUGUUUAAUCCGAGGGCUGUGCUUCCUUGUUUUGUGAUUGUCUAUACUGCUUGA
Lactuca saligna is the source of this 1116-nucleotide messenger RNA. Lineage: Eukaryota; Viridiplantae; Streptophyta; Magnoliopsida; Asterales; Asteraceae. The record is from the annotation of a GenBank genome assembly.